AUAUUGUAUUUAUCUAGAUCUUUUGGAAUUGUCAUUUCAUUUUUCAAUGAUUUUACAAUGCUUUUCAUCUCAAAGUUUCUAAAAUAACAAAGUUUUAUUGACCGGGUUGUUGUUAAGACUAGCGGUUUUUUAUUUGUUUAUUUUAUUUCUGUACGGCGUGCUCAUAAAUAUUAAAUAGCCCGUCUAUAGACGUGACCUAUAAAUAGAUUUGUUAUAAAUGAUUAUUAUCUUUGGCUCGCAUAUUUGUAUUCUUCGGUUGAAUAGAGUUUGACUGACGAUAACCAACAUGCUGUCUUCUUGUUUUUUCAUUUAAUUUAUUAUUAUAUUCAGCUGUAUACGAGUGCCGGUUUAGUUUUUGCCAGCAAUCGUGGGAGUGUGCCAUUGCUGUUCCAUGGAUUUAUGUUGGACUUAAGAAAUAGCCUCUUGCUUCUAUAGUCCAGCAGGUUUCAUACGCUUCAGUAGUGAAACCUCAGGAUGACCAGCACAGAAAAUGCCAACGAGGUUAACGAAAACGCUAAAAUUCCAGAAAUGUAUGAUCCAGAUGAUCCUGAGUGUCAAAGGCAGAUGUGGAGACCACCAGAUAUUCAACAAGAUGUUCAAGAAAUGGAACGAAGGAAGAGAGUUGAAAUUAUUAUGAAUAGUCAAGUUUUUCGGGAAGAGCUAGAGAGGAUCAUAGAGUCCCAAAUGAGUGAAGGUGGGGUCACAGCGAAUUUAUCUGCUCUACAACAAGUGACAGAACUUUUGCUUCCUCACACUUCUCGUACAGCUCCAACAGCUGUUAGGUCUGGUGUUUGCGUUAUUCCAAUCAAUGACAUCCGGGGAGUAGAUGGAUUACGUUAUGCUAAAGGUGAAAAGGUACAGCGAACUAAGUUGGCUGCAGUCUAUAGGUUAAUAGAUUUGUAUGGCUGGGCUGAAAGCAUGUUUAACAAUAUAACUGUGCGUGUUAGUCAAGACCAAGAACACUUUCUAUGCCAUCCAUAUGGAUUACAGUAUCAUGAAAUCACUGCCUCAUCCUUAUUGAAAGUUGACAUGCAAGGAAACGUUAUUGAUCUUGGGACAACAAACUAUACAUUCAAUAAAUCAGGAUUUUCUUUGCAUUCAGCCAUUCAUGCUGCCAGGCCAGAUAUAAAGUGUAUUAUUCAAGUCCAUUCUCCCCCUUGCAUUGCCGUAUCUGCCACCAAAUGUGGUCUUUUGCCCAUCAGUCAAGAAGCUGCCAUUCUUGGAGAGAUAAGUUACUGCGAUUUUCAUGGUAUACCAUCUGACCAAUCUGGGAGAGAUCAAAUUUCACGUAGUCUAGGGCCUCUAAAUAAAAUUUUAAUUUUGAGAAAUAGGGGCAUUUUAAUUUGUGGAGAAUCCAUAGAAGAAGCAGUCUUUAUGUUGCAUAAGUGUGUUGCAGCUUGUGAAACACAGGUGAGGUUAAUGCCUAUUGGUAUUGAUAAUAUUCAAAUGAUGUCAGAAGAAGCUAUUAAAAAUGAACGAGAAAUGAUCAUAUCUGGAGGUUAUCCUAUAGAAAUCAAAGAUGAUGAACCUCCUGGAGGUGAUGAAGAUAAAGAGAAAGCAGAGCCAAAAGAGAAGCAAAAGAAAUGGAGGGUUUGGGAUCUUGAAUUUGAAGCUCUGAUGAGAAUGCUGGAUAAUGCUGGCUUUAGAACUGGGUAUACCUUCAAACAACCUAUGAUUCGUACUGAUCAAGUAAGGCUGAAGAACGAUGUUGAAGUACCUCCUGCAGCUUCAUCAUAUUCUCAGUAUUAUGGAGAGGAUAAAUGGUUAAGUCCUCUGAAGAAGCUUGUGGAAGGUCGUAAAACCCAAGACAAACUUCGCUGGGUUAAUUCUCCCAACGUAUACCAAAAAGUGGAAGUUCUUGAAACUGGAACUCCUGAUCCAAAGAAAAUCACUAAGUGGGUACAGGAAGGGUCUCCGUCACACAGCACAUCAAUCAAAAUUCAAUCUUCUCAUCAGUUCAUUCCUAUUACUAAUGACCUUGGAGAAUUUAAGCGAAAGCAGAAAGAGUUGAAAGCUAACAGACUUAAGUCAAAGGUCACUGCUGGUCCACAAUCUAAUAUCCUUGAAGGAGUUACAUGGGAAGAAAUUCGUCAAAUGCAGGAUGCUGCCAAUGCCGCUGGGGAUCAAGUGGUCUUGGUGGGAGCUGCUUCCAAGGGUAUCAUUCAACGAGAGUUCCAGCACAAUGCAAUGGUUUACAAAAGUGCUUAUAGCAAGAAUCCCUUUGAUAAUGUUACUGAAAAUGAUUUAGAAGAAUAUAAGAAAAUAGUUGAGCGAAAGCAACGUGGUGAAUCUUUUGAGGAUGAGAUACCAGAUGAAAUUAAGCCAUUAUUGCUGGAGCCUGUGUCUGAUCACUCCAGAGCUCAAUCUUCUGUGCCGCCCAGUUCGAAAUCCCCUCCACCCUCUCCAGCAUCUUAUGCUACUAACAGCAAAGAUCGAGACAAUAUUGCUGUUCAGAAAGCUUUAUCGUCCCAACUUGCAGAGCAAGAACCUAUUGAAAAGAAGCAAAAUUUCUUCCGGCGCACAUUCUCAGAACGAAAACCUAAAACAAAAUCUGCACAAGCUGUAAAUGGGCAGAAAAUGAGGUCAUUGGAAAGUGGAGAUGUGUCCAUAGCAUCGCAGAGUAGUAAAGAAGGUUCUCCAACAAAAGAUCUUAGUGAAAGUUCAUCCAAGAAAGAAAAAGAAAAGGAAAAGAAGAAAAAAGGAGGAUUAAAAACUCCAUCAUUUUUGAAAUCCAAGAAAAAACACAAGAAAGACAAGGAAAAGAAAGAAAAGGGUGCAACAGAUAUGUAAAAGAUAUAUUUUUUGAUGGCAUCAGUGAGAAAGAUGAUUAUUACUACUUCAUCGAUUGUGAAUCAUUUCCAUCAGUUUGCAUGUAAAGCUUCUCUAGUGCUUUUGAUAGCUACAAGUUUCACAUCUGUGUUUGCAGUUGCUAAUUUUUAUCUUUGUUGCAGCAUCAUUUUAGCAUAAACUUUCUCAUAAUCCACCAUUUUGCAGAACAUUUUUUUUCAUUUUUAAAUUAUUGCAGUUCUUGCAUUUGACAUUUUUCUCUCUUGAGUUAUGCCAUUCUAUUACCUUUGGUGGCUUCAAUUUCUUAUGAUGCUGGUCAUUACUUCAAAUAAUUGCUGUCUACUUUUUAAUUUGUGUGUGUGUUUUAAUCAAUUUUUUUUCAAGUGAUGAGGUCUUAAUAAUUUUAAGUUAAAAAAAUUUUAUUGUUAAUAACUGAAAUCA
Molecule: messenger RNA, 3228 nt
Organism: Parasteatoda tepidariorum (common house spider)
Lineage: Eukaryota; Metazoa; Arthropoda; Arachnida; Araneae; Theridiidae
Source: RefSeq, a predicted model, not a curated record